AUGCGCUGUUCCACUUUGUUUACUUGUGAGCUGGUGGCUCUGUGUGGAAGUAAUCCAGGUCUCUCCACGGAAGAGGACGUUUUGACAGGCUAUUUAAUAAACCUGACUGUCUUUUAUUUUGUGCAGGCGCUGAACGGGUUUGUGAUCGUGGUCACGUCAGACGGAUCCGUGUUUUAUGUUUCCUCCACAAUUAAGGACUACCUGGGCUUUCAUGAGUCGGAUGUGGUCCAUCAGAGCGUGUUUGAGCUCAUUCACACUGACGACCGGUCCUUGUUCAGACAGCAGCUCCACUUUGCCCUGAACCCCGCCACUGCUGCAGCGGGAGGUGAUGUCAUGAAGACCUCUGGGAGUACGGUGAUGUACAACCCUGAUCAGCUUCCUCCAGAGAACUCGUCCUUCCUGGAGAGGAGCUUCGUGUGUCGCUUCCGCUGCCUGCUGGACAACUCCUCUGGAUUUCUGGUUAGUACAACAAAUGCGAAAAGCAAGUUAAAUUGUCCGAAAAAUGUGAUGUAAUGUGGUUCGUUUACGUUUGUUUGAAUUCAAUAAAAGCCACUCUUAAACAACAUCUCAGAAGCCCCUACAGCAGGGGUGU
Molecule: messenger RNA, 592 nt
Organism: Notothenia coriiceps (black rockcod)
Lineage: Eukaryota; Metazoa; Chordata; Actinopteri; Perciformes; Nototheniidae
Product: aryl hydrocarbon receptor-like
Exons: 4
Coding region: 1-513 (170 amino acids)
Biological process (GO): response to xenobiotic stimulus; xenobiotic metabolic process; regulation of transcription by RNA polymerase II
Cellular component (GO): nucleus; aryl hydrocarbon receptor complex
Molecular function (GO): transcription cis-regulatory region binding; nuclear receptor activity
Source: RefSeq, a predicted model, not a curated record